CGUCUUUAUCAUGGCCGUCCUUGAAGAGCCAUUUUGCCCGCCCAAAUCCAAAAUCUUGCCAUUCUGGCUCCUGGCUAGCCAGCGUUAGGUUUGCGUAGCACAUGUUGUUGAACCGAAUGGUCGCGCUUAAUGUCACUCACAAAAAACAUUAUUUUAACCGGGCCUCCUGGAGUAGGAAAGACAACUCUAGUGAAGAAGGUGUGCGAAUCACUCGUGCAAAAUGGAGCCAGCAUACAUGGGUUCUACACAGAAGAGGUGCGUAAGGACGGACGUCGAAUUGGCUUUGACGUCGUUAGCACAGAUGGGAAGAGAGCCCCCUUGGCAAGAUUGUGUGGUUUGGUGAAGGAUGUAAGGGGACCAUCAGUAGGACAAUAUACAGUCUGUCUUCAGUCAUUUGAAGAAGUAUCCCUUCCUUCUCUACAACCACCAUGUAACUGUGAUCUUAUAGUACUUGAUGAAGUGGGGAAAAUGGAGCUUUUUUCUCAUUCAUUCGAUGAUCUAGUGCGACAAUUAUUCGACAACUCUAGUACACCCAUUCUGGUGACUGUGCCGAUUACAAGAGGAAAACCGAUACCGCUUGUAGAAAAAAUCAAAAGUUGCCAAAAUUCCGUGCUGUUUGUGGUCAGCCGUGAUAAUCGUGACCGGCUUGAAAGUGAAAUACUUGUCGCGCUUGGAGCAAAGAAAUAAAGAGUAUUAUAUAAACCAG
This is a messenger RNA of Ornithodoros turicata, 706 nucleotides long. RefSeq names its product cancer-related nucleoside-triphosphatase homolog. Gene Ontology annotation, molecular function: ATP hydrolysis activity. NCBI's taxonomy places the organism in Eukaryota, Metazoa, Arthropoda, Arachnida, Ixodida, Argasidae. The coding region runs from base 130 to 687 and encodes 185 amino acids. The transcript has a single exon. The record is from RefSeq and is a predicted model, not a curated record.